AUGGGCGUGAAGCAGGUGCCGAAAAUGUCAGCGAGGGUAGUGAACGCCAUCAGAAAUCUCAGGGAGGCGCACGGUUCUACAUCAAAGGAGAUUAUGAGUUACAUCAAUUCACACUGCAACGUGCCCGAGGUGGCUGUACAAAGACAAAUGCAAGCAGCAUUGAAACGUGGCCUUGAGUACGGUAUCCUAAAAAAGAACAACGGACACUAUUUUUUGAACACGGAGGCGACCGAGCCGCAAUUAACGAUCCCGGUCGAGAGGAGUAGACGAAGACGAAGCCGUAGACGACGUAGCCACCGUCGACGAGGCAGUAGACGACGUAGCCGUCGUCGACGUGGCAGCAGGCGUAGGAGGGGCAGGAGGAGACGCAGAUCGCGGAGGAGGAGCGGCGCGGUGAGAUCCAGACGGUCAGGUUGCACCAAUUGCAGGUGCAUCAAGCGAGCCAGGGAAGCGAACGCACUGAGCAACAACAUGCUGGAUCAAGAGAUUCAGGCGCUCAACAUAUGCGCUUGCGAGAAAGAGAGCAACCUAGACAAUCGGAGCAGAGAGAGCAAGAGCUGCGACGACAGUCUGAGCCACAGUCGAUCAUCGGCCAACAGCGAUCGGGAUGGGCCGAUCGACGAUCAACAGGCGCUUCACGAUCAAGAUUAA
Ceratina calcarata is the source of this 651-nucleotide messenger RNA. RefSeq names its product luc7-like protein 3. The record is from RefSeq and is a predicted model, not a curated record. Gene Ontology annotation, cellular component: nucleosome. Gene Ontology annotation, biological process: nucleosome assembly. Bases 1 to 651 code for a protein of 216 amino acids. The transcript is spliced from 2 exons. Gene Ontology annotation, molecular function: DNA binding. Lineage: Eukaryota; Metazoa; Arthropoda; Insecta; Hymenoptera; Apidae.